CUACAGGAUUACCACGCUCCUGUCCUUGUGAUCCCCUUCAUAUACAGGGAAAUUCACUUGGCUACUAAGCUGGCAUGAGCAAAGAAGAAAGCGAGAAAAGCCAGAAUAAGAAACGAGAAGGAGCAUCUUCCGAGGGAACAACACACUCCAAAAAACAAGCCAUGGAGGACGACUUGGAAGUGAUGCGCGCCUCUGCAGCAGCAGCUGCAGCGACGAGAGCUUCUAUUUCACAGGAUCUGGAACCGGCGAGGACCUUGGCCACUGAACUGACUGCCAACGAUACCUCAGAUUCUGACACGGAAGAAGGAGGGGGGGGGAAAAAAUAUUUGCGGCCUCCUGCCGCCCCGCAGCAUGUGCGCAUCGGACAGGAGUAUCAAGCGGCUCUUCCUGCCAUGGAGGGGGAUACAAAUGAAGCCUCAGACGAAGGAGAGGACUCUAACGCACAACGGCUCGAAGUGGCUCAGCUGCGGGAUGGGGCGGAAGGAUCGACGUCUUCGCCCUCGUCCUCUGUUUCCUCCGCGACUAAUGCCUCCUCUCGGGCGGCGUCCAUGAUUGCCGGGCGGAUGAAUUUUGACGAGGAUGGUUUGGACUCAGGCACGCGGGCAUGUCAGUGAAACACAUAGUGACAGAUGGGUAAGAAGAGUGUAUGUUUGUCGGUGUGAAUACAUAGAUUGUGCAUGUGUGCCGAAAACAUGACUUGCUGCGCGUGAAGGAAGGCGCGCUUGCAGGAGGAGGAGUAAGUGCUGUGAGAGAGUAGCCCUUUUGCGGGAAAGAAGGUGUAAGGAAAGAGACAAGUAAAGAAUACGAUAUUUUUUCAUA
Nannochloropsis gaditana CCMP526 is the source of this 819-nucleotide messenger RNA. RefSeq lists its product as uncharacterized. Bases 75 to 614 code for a protein of 179 amino acids. The transcript has 2 exons. The record is from RefSeq and is a predicted model, not a curated record.